UUUUGAUUGUUUGAAUUAUUCGGAUUUCUAAUACUGAUCUAUUCUGGAUAUAAUUUCUUACAUAUUAAUACUUCUGUUUAUAAUUUCGUAAUCACUGCUACAAUAACCAUUAUGAUGUCUUCUUACAUUUAAAAUAACACUAACACAUUCUUUUCUUAUCUUACGCAUAUUACAUUAAGUGAAUAAUCCUAAAAAAAUUUCAGAAAUGGCUUAAGGCAGCAUGAAAAGUUACAUACAGGUGAACGUCCCUUUGAAUGUCCGAUUUGCGGUAAACUCUUCAUCAGAAAGUGGCAUGUUAAGUCUCACGUUCGUGUGUCAAAAAAGGUUUCCCAUAAGACAGCAUGUCGAUGUGCAUAUGCGCGUUCAUACUGGAGAAAAGCCAUUUAAAUGUGAAACCUGUGGACAGGAAUUUACUCAAGAAGGUAACCUGGUGCUUCAUCAAAAAUUACAUACAGGCGAAUGUCCAUUUGAAUGUCCGAUUUGCGGCAAACGUUUUGUCCAGAAAUCAUACUUAAGCAGUCACUUUCGCAUUCAUACCGGAGAAAAACCAUACGAGUGUCAAGGGUGUCAAAAAAGGUUUCCCAAGAAACAGCAUCUUGAUCUACAUAUGCGCGUUCAUACAAGGGAAAAACCGUACGAAUGUAAAAUCUGUUUACGAAGAUAUUCGCAAAGAUCUUCUCUUAAGAAGCACAUUCUCACGUAUACGUAAAAGUGAUAUAAAUACGGAUGUUAAGCAGAAACAUAAAAUUAUUUUGGAUAUUAACGAACUGCAUUUGUAAAUUUUAUUCUUAAAUU
Agrilus planipennis (emerald ash borer) is the source of this 795-nucleotide messenger RNA. RefSeq names its product gastrula zinc finger protein XlCGF49.1-like. Bases 221 to 709 code for a protein of 162 amino acids. The record is from RefSeq and is a predicted model, not a curated record. Gene Ontology annotation, cellular component: nucleus. Gene Ontology annotation, molecular function: RNA polymerase II cis-regulatory region sequence-specific DNA binding; DNA-binding transcription factor activity, RNA polymerase II-specific. The transcript is spliced from 2 exons. Lineage: Eukaryota; Metazoa; Arthropoda; Insecta; Coleoptera; Buprestidae. Gene Ontology annotation, biological process: regulation of transcription by RNA polymerase II.